Messenger RNA from Rotaria socialis, 4260 nucleotides. NCBI's taxonomy places the organism in Eukaryota, Metazoa, Rotifera, Eurotatoria, Philodinida, Philodinidae. The record is from the annotation of a GenBank genome assembly.
AUGCAACAAAUUCCAUUGCAUUUUUAUCAUGGUCCAUCAUACCAUCCUCAACCCCAACAGCGACAACGGCCACAACAACGCUGUCAGCAGACAAUGAACGAAUAUAAUGAUACAAAUUAUCCAUUAUACAAAUUGUACGAUUUUGAUCGAAACAAUGAGAGUGAUAUAAUACGACUUGUAUUUACUUUUGUCGGUGUUUCAUUCAGCGAGAAACGUCUGAAACAAAAAUCAUGGGAUAAAGUUAAAGAUCGAAUACCUAUACAACAAUUACCUAUUUUACGUGUUAAUAGUGAAUUUAAAGUCUAUGAUCGCAAUGCAAUAAUUCGUUUUUUAGCAAGAGAAUUUAAUUUAUAUGGCACAGGAAAUUGUGAACAUACGAUUGUUGAUAUUGUUCUUGAAUUAACACGUCGAUUUCAAGAAAAAUUAUUUGAACAAAUGAACAAUCCUACGACCAUUGAACAACAGAAAACAAAUUUAACACAAUUUCUUGCUGAUCAUGUAGCAGAUUUUUUAAAUCAAUUGGAAAAUAUCGAUCAAAUACUACAUUAUCCUCAAGGUCCAUUCUAUUUGGGUUGUCAAAUUUCAAUAGCUGAUCUAGUUGUCUAUCAAACAAUUACUUAUUUACUUGACAUUGAUCCAAAAUUACUUACUAAUUACUGUAAAUUACUCAUAGCGCGUUGUUGCUUAGAAAAACAUCCUCGAUUAGCCAGCUAUUUGAAUAGUAAAAAGUUGAAACUGGUUAAAAAACGUAAUACAACAACGUCACCACCAUCACGUCAUGUCCAAUACGAUAAAAAUCACCACCGAUAUCGAUCACAUGAAGAGAAUAACUCGUAUCAUCGUCAUCACGCAAAACAAUCAACACCACUAGUACACAUCGAUCGAGAAUCUAACACAUUCAGUACAUCAAGAAAAGAAAGAUCGACAAGUCCUCAAAUUACAGAACGAAUUCAUACCCCUUCUUCGAAAACCAGACACAAACAUCACUUAUCCUUUUCUGAAGCAUCGAAUGAAAAUUCGAAUUCAUUUUCUCCUACAGAAGAUCAAUCAAGAAAGUCUAGUAUUUCAGCGCUCGAAAGAAGCCCAUCACCGCAAAUACACAUCGAACAAAAAGAGAAACCAACUGCUAUAACAAUAUCGGAACAGUCUUUGCGAUCAUCUUUCUUGCCAGAGCACAAAUCUAGGCAACCUCCCUUGCACAUAACAUUACCAAAUAUUCAAACAGCUGCUUCAAAUACCCCACAACAAUCUAGACCGACCACCAAUUCACUAGAAGAAGAAACUCCAUCACUUCCAGUCUCAACAGAGUAUAAACAAAGACCAGCUACCACUGUAACACUGCAAAAAAUCUCAUCUCCUCGUACCAAACAAGGGUACCAACCCAGAAUAGCCAGCAUAUCAACACCGGAAAGAAGUCCAUCGCCCCAUGUUUCCACUGAGCAUAAAUCAACAUCCGGUAGUCCUACCACGCUAACAACAACUCUAUCACCUUCUUUCCAAUCACUACAAAAAUCCAGGACACCCAGCAUUUCAACAUCAGAGGGAAGUCCGCCGCCUCCUGCUUUAUUACCACGUACACAAAAAUCGAGUCGUAACUCACCGCAAGAGAAACUUUCAUCAGCUCCUACCUCACUAGGAAACAAGCCAAAAACGCCCACCAUUGCAACACCAGAUAAAAAACCAUCGCCUCCUGUUUCAAUACAACAUAGAUCGAAAUCGAGUAGCAUUUCCUCCCAAGAAAGAAGUCCAUCACCUUCUCUACCAGCAGAACACACAUCGAAAUUCGUUAGCAUUGACAACCUUGACAAAGGUCCGCCCACUCCCAUGAAAUCAUUACAAGGAUCUGGGGAACUUAUCAACAUCACACCGGAGCGAAUUACGUCGCCUCCUGCUUUAUUACAACGCAGAAUAAAAUCGAGUCCCAACUCACCACAAGAGAAAGGUCCCUCACCUCCUGUAUCAGUAGGACACAAGUCCAAAACGUCUACCGGCGCAACACCGAAUGGAAAAACAUCACCUCCUGUUUCAAUACAACACCGAUCAAAAUCAAGUAGCAUUUCACCACACGAAAAAAGUCCAUCACCUCCUGGUUCCACUGAACACAAAUCAAUAUCUGGUAGUCUUGGCACAUUAAACGAAGUUUCUUCCACUUUGCAAUCAUUCCAACAAUCUGUAGUACCUGGCUACAUCACGCUGGAAAGAAGUCCGUCCCCUCCAGCUUUAAUACAACGUACAAUCCAAUCGAAUCACAACUCAUCGCAAGAGAAACGUCCAUCAACCCCUGCAUCAGUAGGACACAAGUCGGAAACGUCGAGCAAUUCACUACAAGAGAAAGGUCCAUCACCCGCUGCAUCAGUAGGACACAGGUCGAUAAUGGCAAGCAAUUCACCACAAGACAAAAGGCCAUCAACUCCUGUUUUAACCAAACACACAUCGAAACUCGUUAGUCCUGUAACACUUGACGAAGAAUCAUCGCUGCCUUUGGAAUCACUACAACAAUCUGGGGCACAUGGCUACAUCACCGCGGAGAGAAGUUCGUCACCUCCUGCUAUAUUACAAUCUGCAUCUAAAUCAAAUCGGAACUCACCGGAAGAGAAAAACCCAUCAACUCCUGACUCAGUAGGACACAAGUCCAAAACGUCUAGCAAUACACCACAAGAGACAGGCGCAUCAACUCCUGUUUCAACUGAACACACACCGAAACUCGUUAGCCCUGUAACGCUUGGCGAAGAACCAUCGCUGCCUUUGGAAUCACUACAAGAAUCUGUAGUACCUGGCUACAUCACGCCGGAGAGAAGUCCAUCACCUUCUGCCUUAUUACAAUCUGUGUCCAAAUCAAUUCGGAACUCACCGGAAGAGAAAAGCCCAUCACCCGUUGCGUCAGUAGGACACAAGUCCAAAACGUCUAGCAUUUCACCACAAAACGAAAGUCCGUCAUCUCCUGUUUCAGCUGAACCCAAAUCAAGAUCUGGUAGUCUUGCCACCCUGAACGCAGUUUCUUCCACUUUGCAGUCACUGCAAGAAUCGGGGGGACUUGACAACUUUACGCCGGAGAGAAGUCCGUCACCGGCUAGUUUAUUGCAAUCUGCAUCCAAAUCAAGUCGGAUCUCAUCGGAAGAGAAAAUUUCGUCACCUCCUGACUCAGUAGGACACAAAUCCAAAACGUCUAGAAUCCCAACACCAGUUGGAAAUCCAUCACCUGCUGCUUCAAUACAGCACAGAGCAGAAUCAAGUAGCAUAUCACCACCAGAAGAACGUCUAUCGUCUCCUGUUUCAACAGAACACAAAUCGAGAUCUGCUACUAACGAAUUAUCAGAGAAAACAACGGCCCUUACUCCUACAACGGAGGACAAAGGAAGAUCUAGUAGUUUUGCGACGCUAAGCAAAGUUUUGUCGUGUUUGGAAUCACUACAAAUACCCGGUGCGCUUAGCGACUUCACACCUGAGAGAAGUCCGUCGCCUCCUGGUGCUUCACAGCAUGGGUCCAAAUCGAGUGGCAACGCACGGGACGAGAAAAUGGCCUCAACUCCUGCCUCGGUAGGACACAAGUCCAAAACGUCGAGCACUGGAACACCGGAUAGAAAUCCAUCGUGUUCUGUUUCAACAGAACACAAAUCGAGAUCUGCUACUAACGAAUUGUCAGAGAAAAUACUGUCACCUGCUGCUGAAGUUGAGCACAGAGCAAGAUCUAGUAGUCUUGCGACACUAAACAAAGUUAUAUCAUGUUUGGAAACUCUACAAAAAUCCGGUGUGCUUAGCGACAUCACAGUAGAGAGAAGUCCGUCGCCUCCUGGUUCAGUUCAACAUAGACCCAAAUCAAGUAACAUGUCACCGCAAGAGAUAAGCUCAUCACCUCCUCUAUCAACAGAACAGACAUCGAAAUUGGUUAGCGAUGUCGCACUGGACGAAGUUCCAUCGUCCCCUUUGCAAUCACUACAUAAAUCCAGUGCGGUUAGCAACAUCACACCAGAUAGAAGUCCAUUAUCUCCUCUAUCAGCUGAACACAAGCCAAUAUCGUGUAAUAUUCCUACGACAUUGAAAAUUGAAUCAGAAAAUUUUCCGACAAAACUAGAGUUGAACUCAAGCAAUAUUUUAACGUCUGAAGAUAGUUCAAGUUCACCAUCAUCAGCUACUCAGAAGAAAUCUAUGUCACCAUGUUUUGAAUCAAAAGAUAAGGAGUCGACACGUUCACUAGCAGUGGAACGUAUACCACCACCAUCUGAUCUUAACGAAGAAAAGUCCGAACUUAAUGAUAAUUAA